UGUUUUUGUUUUCAUCCGUAGGUGGGGGGCCCUUCUGCUGCCGCCCCGCCUUCUCUCUCUCUGUCUCUCGUAGCUUUGCUGUAUUGAAGGAAGAAGCGACCUCCCCCCCGCGCUCCUUCCCCACACGCACCUUCUCUCAGGUGUUGCUCUUGGGUCCCCUCCCUCAGUCCGCACAGGGGAACGUUUUCUGCCUCCUCUUCCCUCCCCUCAGCACACCCCAGCCUGGCUUAAUAACAACAACACAGCGCAGAGCCCUGAAGUUCUCUGUUGCAUUGCGGGGAGGGGGCCAUUUCUUUCCCCAGCCCUUCAGGUUGAGAAUAAGCAUAACUGGCCCCAUAUAACAGACAUAAGAGAGGAGGAAGCUGCUCUAAAGCCACCCCUGUGAAGAAAGUAACUGAGCUGGUGUGUCACCUUUUUCGCACCCCCCUCCCAAAAUCUUAUGGGUUCCUUUCAAUUUGUCUCUGGUGCAAGGGGUCUUCUCCCUCCUCCUCCAUUAGGAAUGGGUUUUUCUACUUUCUUUGCGGUUUAUGCCAGGAUACUGUGCUGUUUUACUGUUGGAAGAGCCUUGCAGCUCCUGGUGCAGCUUAGCUUGGUGCCCUCCAGAUCCUGUUUGACUGCAGUUCCCAUCAUUGGCUAUGCCAGCUUGUACUGAUGCGUAUUGUAGUCUAGUGAAAUAUGGAGGACAGCACAUGGGCUACCACUGACCUAGUGUCUUCAUUAGGGUAGGGUCUUGUUUCCACCUUAAUUGAACUAAUCAUCUAGCACCCCCUGCUUCCAGGUGAGGACUGAGUGUGCAACAGGUAAUCCCCCUAUAUGUAUCACACUGUAAUUGUAUAUGGUCCAUUAAAAAAAUCUAAUCAUUUCUAAACCAAUGUCCUUGCACACACCUUGCUUAAAUCUAAAUGUUAAUAGCAGUGGAUACAUCAAGUUUAGAGAUAGGAAAGAAGCAUGGUCUUUCAACUCCAGUGUUUUGAAAUAGCAGCUGGCUGUUCUGGCUUGCUUUAAUCUAUAUGUACUGUGUAUAUAUAAGCAUACUCUUUCACAGGCUCCUUCAACUAUGAGAGGUCAGAACAAACUCCACUGCAGUUUGCCAGUGGCAAUAGCAUGCUUGCAGAUGGAGCCUUUUUCAAUGAGUUGGGAUUUAUGCUUCUUUCUUUUGUAUGUGAAUGAAGUUAAUCUUCAGCUUACAGCCCUUUGUCAAAGGAUGCCUUGAGCUACCUUGUUGAGGUGUGCAAGUUCUAAAGAGAAUUGGCUGCAUUUAAAAUGUGGGGACAGCUGUAGUUUGUUCUUCCUGCCUGACUAAGCAGAAAUCAUUUUCAUUCCUGAAUGUUUCUAGUUCUCUUUCCUUAUCUCAGCAAGCAGACUUUAAUCUUUCAGUGAAAUGUAAAAUUCUGGUACUAGGAGGGGUUGUCCUAGUAGUUGAUCAAUCGAGAUCAAGCAAUACCAUGUGUAUAACAAUUACACAGGUGGAUCUAACCCAACCCGGAGGUUUAUGUCCUGCACAUGUGCUUUAUGUAGAAGGCUAAGAUCUGGUUAUCCAUAUAGGAACUUUUUUGUGGUAUUCCUGUGGAAUCAGCAUUGUUUGGGAAACAUUAAUUUGUGAAAUAGAUCCAAAGUCUGUUUAACCUAGAGCCAGGCAACCUGUGGCCUUCCAGAAGUUGCUGAAUUGCAGCUCAUGUCAUCCCUGACCAUUAACCCUGCUGGUUUAACUUUUGUGAACAUAAUUGUGAACAUCAUCCCUGACCAUUAACUGGCCCUGGUUUAACUUUGUGAACAUAGUUCUCAGAGUUUGAUAGGGAAGAACAACCUACCUGGAUCUAUUUUGUGAACAUGAGUAUAAUUUCUUGCUCCAAAGACAGAAAAUAUUCUGCUUGAAAUAAAUGGUACUUUUUGAAGCUGUUGUAUUCAACUUAAAAUCCUGAUAAAUCACCACGAUAAUUUUCAUAGGCUUUCCUGGGAUUCUCCUUUAAUAAUGAAUAUGUUUUAUCCUUGACCUGGUUUCAUAUUAUUAUUGUUUAUUAAAUGUAUUAAUCAUUUGUUACCUAAAAGGUCUCCAAGUGACUUACAUUUAAAACAUUUACACAAAUACAUUGUACUGUAGGCAAGGGAAAAAUGUUUCAUGCAAUAUAUAAAAACCCCAGCCCCAUUAACAGCUACAGGAAGCUUUGGUUGUAAACCAAACUCAACUGAGUUUAUCAAAGGCCUGGGUAAAUUGUCUCUUAGACUGGGGCUGAAAAGAUGUCAGUGAAGGUGCCAAGCAGGACUCCUAAAGAGAGCAUUCCACAGAUGUGGAACCACUAUUGAAAAGGCCCUUUGGCACUACCUUCCAAGCCUCCCUCAGAGGAUGAACCUGGAGAAGGGCCUCACAUAAUGAUCUAAGUGUCCAGGUAUGUUCAUUUCUGGAAUGCCUUUCUCAAUAAUAUUGGGCUCCUGAACCAUAAAGAGUUUUAAAAGUCAAAACCAGCACUUUGAAUUGGGCUCAGAAACAUACAACAACCAAUUUAAUGUGAACAGAAUUGGUGUUCUGUUCAUCUUAAACCUGUCAGUAGUCAGGCUGCAGUAACUGAAGCUUCCAAACUGUUUUCAAAGGCCCCAUCCAUCAGUUGGAGGGCAGAGUGUUGUGCUUUAUUACAACCACUGUAAUCCACCUUAAAAAUGAUUCAAUUGGAAGGCUUCAUAUAUACAAUUAUAUAUUACUGUAUAUUCCUACGUAUAAGACUUACUUUUUAACCCAGGAAAAUCUUCUCAAAAGUCAGGGGUCGUCUUAUACGCCGGGUUGUAUUUCUUAUAUGACGAGUAUAUUCCAAACUCUAUAUUUUAACUGGAAAAGUUGGGGGUCAUCUUAUACGGUGUAUAUAUAGAGAGAGCUCUUGAUGUGGCUGUACACAACUUCAGAGACCAAUUCAGUUCAUUCAAAACUCAAGGGAGAAUGACCUCAAUAGUAAAUGUGUUUUAGUACUGUAUUGCUUUUUGGUAGCUAACUCUUAUAUGUGCUCUUCAUUACUGGAAUAGAAUAGAAUAGAAUAGAAUACUUUAUUGUCAUUGUACAUAGUGCAACAAAAUUGAAUGCCAUCCCAUAAUAAACUAAAUAAAAACAAAAUUACAGCCACACACAGCCACACACCCAUCACAACUCCCCAGGAUCAUACUAUUUAGUUACAGCACUUAAGAUGGUUAUAGCUCUUGGAUAGAAAUGGUAUCACCUUCCUUGUUAUGGGAAAGGUUAGUCUAAUGCAAACAGUUGUAGUAGUAAAUGAAAGAGAAAUUGUUAACAGUAUUGAAUAUGGUCAGUAUAGCAACCAUAUAUGCUGAGCAGACUUUACAGAAAAGUAGAACCAGGUGAUAAUGUCCAUAUUAAGGAUCCAAAGCAGAAAAAAAUAAAAAGUAUUGGGGGUGAUACUUUAUCAUUUGACUGACUUACCCAGGUGGCUGUGGUCAACAUGUGGUACCCCUUUCUUGUGUGACACAGGCAACAAAGGUUUGAGGCACUCCUGGACGACAGUAGAAGAACCCACUAGCUUAGGUGUGGCAUAGUCAUGCCUGCACUCCUGCCUACUAUUAUGCACAGAAGACGAGAUUGGCCAUUCUUGCUAUGGCUGAUAGGAGUUGUAGUUAAGCAACAUAUGAAGGGCUAAGGGUUCCCUACCUCUAACCUAAUACCUCAAACUUUAGGUUCACUUGUCAAAACAGUUGCCCAUCACUGGCUUGGCGAAACAAGGCGUGCAGUCCUCUUAACUAUGAACUGUUGUCAGAAUCCCUCUACAUUCUAACAGCAUAGUUGCUGUAAACAUAGUUACUGUAAACUUAAGUUACAAAGUUCCACUGCUCUGACCAAAUCUUCCAAUGCCCUGAUUUUAAACAUGUUUAUUAGAAGCAAAUCCCAGUGACAUUAUGGUGGUUCUUUGGAAAAAUAGAAGUGUGACCUUACCUAAUAGUCUUUACCUAACAGGAACAACAGUUCUUCACCUAAUGCUGUGGGGAAGACUUAAAUGCUUUAUGAAUAAUUUUAUAAUUUUCUAGUGUUUGUUAGAGUUGUCUGAGAACUUCAUAGGUGCUGUAGCUGUGCUUGUGGAAAGCGCUCAGGAGGAUUGUCUUCUUGAGUUCUUGCCACUUAAACCGCCUAAUUGUAAAUGUGCUUUGUUUCAGAGAUGGUGGAACCAGGACAAGAUCUGUUGCUUGCUGCUUUGAGUGAGAGUGGAAUCAGCCCAAAUGACCUGUUUGAUAUUGAGUCUACAGAUAUGGGUCUUGCAACCCCAGCUCCAGCCAUUCAGCAGUCAGCCCCAGUUAGUGCAUUAGAACUGGGCAUGGAGACUGAAGCAUCACUUGCUGUUAAAACAGAACCACAGACUGCAUCUUCUCCAGCUGUGCUGAACAUCAGGCAACCACCAUCAACUACAACCUUUGUGUUGAAUCAAAUAAACCAGCUUCCUACUCUGGGAACUACCAUAGUAAUGACAAAAACAACCCCUGUCACCACUACCAGGCAGACGAUUACUGUAGCAAAAAUUAUACAGACCAGCACCACUACCCGGCCAUCAGUUGCCGCGCCAGCAGUUCGGAAUGCCCUGACUACCACAACUCCCAAGGACCAGAUCCAGCUAAAAGAUUUGCUAAAAAACAAUAGUCUUAAUGAGCUGAUGAAGCUGAAGCCACCUCCCAACAUUGCUCAGCCGGUUGCAACAGCUGCAACUGAUCUAAGCAAUGGUACUGUAAAAAAGGAGGCGUCUACUAAAGAAGUAGCAAGAAUAUGGAUAAAUGACAUGAAAAUGAGAAGCUUUUCUCCUACAAUGAAAGUGCCAGUAGCAAAAGAGGAAGAAGAGCCUGAAGAAGAAGAUGAAGAAGAAAUGGGUCAUGCAGAGACCUAUGCAGAGUACAUGCCCAUAAAAUUAAAAAUUGGUCUGCGUCAUCCUGAUCCAGUGGUAGAAACCAGCUCUCUCUCCAGUGUUACCCCUCCAGAAGUUUGGUAUAAGUCUUCAAUUCCUGAAGAGAGUAUUGAUAGUGGCUGGCUGUCAGCAUUGCAGCUUGAAGCUGUUACAUACGCAGCACAGCAACAUGAAACAUUCCUACCCAAUGGAGACAGAGCUGGUUUCUUGAUAGGUGAUGGUGCAGGUGUAGGAAAAGGAAGGACCAUAGCUGGAAUAAUAUAUGAGAACUACCUCUUGGGUAGAAAAAGGGCAGUGUGGUUUAGUGUUUCAAAUGAUCUGAAAUAUGAUGCAGAAAGAGAUCUGAGAGAUAUUGGAGCAAAAAACAUUUUGGUUCAUUCAUUAAACAAGUUCAAAUAUGGAAAAAUUUCUUCAAAACACAACGGGAGUGUGAAGAAAGGUGUCAUAUUUGCCACCUAUUCCUCUCUUAUUGGAGAAAGUCAGUCUGGGGGUAAAUAUAAAACCAGGCUCAAACAACUUCUUCACUGGUGCGGAGAUGACUUUGAUGGAGUUAUAGUAUUUGAUGAAUGUCACAAGGCUAAAAAUCUUUGUCCUGUUGGGUCGUCAAAACCAACUAAGACAGGUUUGGCAGUUCUGGAGCUGCAGAAUAAAUUGCCAAAAGCCAGAGUUGUCUAUGCUAGCGCCACAGGUGCAUCUGAGCCACGCAAUAUGGCAUAUAUGAACCGCCUUGGGAUAUGGGGUGAAGGAACUCCAUUUAGGGAGUUCAGUGACUUUAUUCAGGCUGUUGAAAGAAGAGGUGUAGGUGCCAUGGAAAUUGUUGCUAUGGAUAUGAAGCUACGAGGAAUGUAUAUAGCAAGGCAGCUGAGCUUUUCGGGUGUAACCUUCAAAAUUGAUGAGGUUCAGCUUUCACAUCACUAUGUUAAAAUGUAUAAUAAAUCUGUAAAAAUGUGGGUAAGUGCCAGGGAGAAAUUCCAGCAAGCCGCCGACCUCAUUGAUGCUGAGCAGCGGAUGAAGAAGUCUAUGUGGGGCCAGUUCUGGUCUGCCCACCAGAGAUUCUUCAAAUACCUCUGCAUAGCUUCCAAAGUGAAAAGGGUGGUACAGCUGGCACGAGAAGAAAUAAAGAAUGGCAAAUGUGUAGUCAUUGGGCUGCAGUCCACAGGGGAAGCAAGAACCUUAGAAGCUUUGGAAGAAGGUGGUGGGGAACUGAAUGACUUCGUUUCCACAGCAAAGGGAGUAUUUCAGUCUCUCAUUGAGAAACAUUUCCCAGCUCCUGACAGGAAGAAGCUUUUUAGCUUGCUGGGAAUCGACUUGUCUGCUCAAAGUAAUAACAACUCUCCUAGAGACAGUCCUUGCAAGGAGGACAAAAUGAAGAAACGCAAAGGUGAAGAAAUAACCAGAGAAGCCAAGAAAGCACGUAAAACUGGCGGGCUAGCUGGGAGCAGUUCUGACGAAAGCUACAGUGAGUCGGACAUCUCGGACAAUGAAGAGAGUGAUAAUGAGAGCUCCAGGUUUUUAAGCUCUGGGGAAGAUGAUGACUUCAACCCGUUUAAGGAUGAAUCUAGCGAGGAUGAUGAAGAUGACCCCUGGCUAAUUAGGAAAGAACAUAAGAAAAAUAAAGAAAAGAAAAAAAAGAAAAGCAUUGACCCAGAUUCCAUUCAGAGUGCCUUACUAGCGUCUGGACUUGGAUCCAAACGGCCCAGUUCUCUUUCUUCCACAGUAGUUACCUCUUCUACUACAAAUACGUCUGCUAACAGUAAUACAAAUACCAGCUAUGUAACAAGUCAGGAUGCUGUUGAGAGAGCCCAGCAGAUGAAAAAGGAAUUGCUUGAUAAAUUGGAAAAACUAUCAGAAGAUCUUCCUCCUAAUACACUGGAUGAACUUAUAGAUGAACUGGGUGGACCUGAGAAUGUGGCUGAGAUGACAGGUCGCAAAGGGAGAGUCGUGAGUAAUGAUGAUGGCAGCAUCUCUUACGAGUCCAGGUCUGAGCUAGAUGUUCCUGUUGAAAUCCUAAACAUCACAGAGAAGCAAAGAUUCAUGGAUGGAGAUAAGAAUAUUGCCAUCAUUUCUGAAGCAGCCAGCUCUGGUAUUUCAUUGCAAGCAGAUCGACGAGCCAAGAACCAGAGGCGAAGGGUACAUAUGACUCUGGAGUUGCCGUGGAGUGCAGAUAGGGCAAUACAGCAGUUUGGCCGAACUCACAGGUCCAAUCAAGUGACCGCACCAGAAUAUGUCUUCCUAAUAUCUGAACUGGCUGGAGAACAAAGAUUUGCAUCAAUCGUUGCCAAACGCCUGGAGAGCUUGGGAGCUCUCACUCAUGGCGACCGAAGAGCAACAGAAACAAGAGACCUCAGUAGGUUCAACUUUGACAACAAGUAUGGCCGAAAUGCAUUGGAAAUAGUGAUGAAGUCCAUUGUGAACUUAGACUCUCCGUUGGUGUCUCCACCUGCUGAUUAUCCAGGAGAAUUCUUUAAAGAUGUCCGUCAGGGUUUAAUAGGUGUGGGCCUAAUAAAUGUAGAAGACCGGUCUGGGAUUCUAACGCUUGACAAAGAUUACAACAAUAUAGGGAAAUUUCUGAACCGGAUUCUGGGUAUGGAAGUGCAUCAGCAGAAUGCUUUAUUCCAGUAUUUCUCGGACACGUUAAAUGCAGUAAUACAGAACGCUAAAAAGAAUGGAAGAUAUGACAUGGGCAUUUUAGAUCUGGGUUCAGGAGAUGAGAAAGUGAGGAAGGCAGAUGCAAAAAAAUUUCUCACACCAGGAUAUUCUACCUCAGGACAUGUUGAAUUGUAUACUAUAAGCGUGGAGAGAGGGAUGUCUUGGGAAGAAGCAACAAAGAUUUGGGCUGAACAAACUGGACCAGAAGAUGGAUUUUAUUUAUCACUUCAGAUACGAAACAAUAAGAAAACUGCCAUCCUGGUGAAAGAAGUGAAUCCCAAAAAGAAGCUUUUCCUAGUAUAUAGACCAAAUACCGGAAAACAAUUGAAAUUGGAGACGUAUGGAGAAAUAAAGAAAAAAUAUAAAAAGGUUCCUUCUGACGAUGCUGUGGCCCACUGGCUAGAGCAGUACACAUCAUCAGCAGACACUUGCACCCAUGCUUACUGGAGAGGCAAUUGCAAAAAAGCAAGCCUGGGCCUGGUUUGUGAAGUUGGCCUGCGCUGUCGGACGUACUAUGUCCUGUGUGGUUCAGUCCUAAGCGUCUGGACAAAGGUAGAAGGAGUUCUAGCCUCAGUAAGCGGUACAAAUGUCAAAAUGCAGAUCGUUCGGCUACGGACGGAGGAUGGACAGAGGAUUGUAGGCUUGAUCAUUCCCGCAAAUUGUGUGUCUCCCCUCGUAAACCUACUUUCGACAUCAGACCAGUCACAACAGCUUGCAGUGCAACAGCAACAAAUAUGGCAACAGCAUCACCCACAGAGCAUUACCAACUUCAACAAUGCAUAAGAAAAGAGAGUCUUUGGUAUUUGGCUGUACAAGCGGAUCAUUGCAUUUUUUUAAAAUAUCAGGGACAGAUUCCAAAGAAAUAACUUUCAGUUCCAUCAUGCUCUCUUAGAACUGUGCAGAAGUGGAGAGACACCUGAAGGGUGGUCAAACUGAAAGCCAAACAUUGUUUCACAGUGGUCCAUGUGUCCUUUUUUUUUACCCCCCCCCCCAAUGCUCUUUAUAGAGCUGCUUCUUUUUACAAAAAAUAUUUGUCCUACUUAAGCUACAAACCAUGACUUUGUUUGUGAAGAGGCUUGAAAAUUCCCAACCAACCUAUCCAUUCACCUUGUCAUAACAGUGCUCAGGGUUUAAUGCAGUCCAUCGGUGCCAUUGCUGCGGGAGAGGUCCUCAGAUGCAUGUAUUGUGAGUUCAUAUUAUAGAGAUGAUAUAUAUAUAUUAAUGGUGGCAACACAGGUCUCAAUAAAAAAGUACAUUUAUUUAAAAAGCAUGAAAAUUUAAAAGUUUGCAAACCACACAUUCAAGUUUGUUCCCCCUUUUUGUUUGGGCUGUGCAUGUCUUUGGAUUAGGCACGAGCAGGAUCUCCUUCACAAAAAGUCAACACGGAAAAGGAAGAGAGAGACAAUCUCAGUACAGCAUUGAGGAUUGCAUUUUAAGAAAAAGGCCCAGUGAUUGCAUUUUCUGGCUUUCUUCUAGAGGUUAUAUAUUUGAAUCUGCAACAUGUUUGUGCGUGUGUGAUGGAAACAUCUUAAAUUUUUAAAGUUCCUUUUUUAAAUGUGUUAAUGGUGUUCCUAAUUGUGUGCUGCAAGAAUGGCUUUAAAAAAGCCUGAUUUAUUUUCUUUUUUCUUUCCUUCUCAAAUGUUUCCUUUAUCCAGUGAGGUUUUUAGGAAACACAAGUGCAAAUUUACUUCCAUUUCACAUUACAGCCCUUUUAAAAAAGUUUUUGUUUUUUGUUACUCAAUACUUGAGCUGUAAAUUUGACAUGGGGGGGAGGGGGGCAGCAGCACGUGAGGGUGCCGAUGUGUAUGCUGGGUUGAUUUCCCCCCCCCUCCCGUUGCCCCGUAACUUGAAUACUUUUGUUUAUGUUGUAAGACAUUGUAGAGUUUAUCCUGGAGCUGUUUAAAAUUGUAAAUGUACAAAAUGUGAAUAGUCACUUAUCUAAAAAUAUGGGUAAGUUUUGUUUUGCCUAUAAUAGUAGAUGUUUAUAAAGAAAGUGAAGGACAAUGUUUGUCAUUUUUCUUCUUGCUUGCACAGGUUGCACUAUUGAAAAUUUGAGAUUGUAUAAACCUGUCCACAGAACUGCAAGAUACCAAAAUCUUGUAGGUGUCAAAUAAAUAAAAAAGCUAUUGUUCUAACAA
Molecule: messenger RNA, 9670 nt
Organism: Zootoca vivipara (common lizard)
Lineage: Eukaryota; Metazoa; Chordata; Lepidosauria; Squamata; Lacertidae
Source: RefSeq, a predicted model, not a curated record